Molecule: messenger RNA, 1950 nt
Organism: Symbiodinium sp. CCMP2592
Lineage: Eukaryota; Dinophyceae; Suessiales; Symbiodiniaceae
Source: the annotation of a GenBank genome assembly
AUGCCAUCUUGCCGUGGGCUGUGGUCAGUUGAUGUUGAUCAUAUUAGAUCACUCGCAAGGUCUUUCUUCGCCAUUGCGUGUAUAGCGCAAAGGGCAACAUUGGCAAGCAGCUCAUGGACAGACAAGCUCAAUCAUGGCAGUGUGCAAGGGUUCCCAAGCUACGAGGAGGCCAACGAGCUUCUCGAGCAGUUCCUCCGCUCCAACCCGAACGAGCUUGAGAAGCGGCAGAUAGGAACGAGCUUCCAGAGUCGGCCGAUUUACGCGUACGUUUUGGCCACCCCAGCUGGCAGGCAAAGCAAGCCUCAAGCACUGCUGACAGCUCUCAUGCAUGCUCGCGAGCCAGCUGGCUUGACUGUCCUGCUGUACUUCCUCGGUCAUUUGCUGGAGAAGUAUAGCCGUGGUGAUCCUGAUGCCACGUACGUUCUGAACAUGCGCGAAAUCUGGUUCCUGCCCUUUGUCAACCCUGACGGCUACAUUGCUAACAAGGGUUUACGCAACAAGGUGAUUCGCAAGAACCGGCGACCGACGUGCAGGUCGUCGGUCGAUGGCGGUGUCGACAUCAACAGGAACUUUGCCGUGCAUUGGUCCAGCAGCUUUGGUGGAUGCAGCGAAGAGCACGGUGGAUCGCAACCAUUCUCCGAGCCUGAGACGCAAGCCUUCAAGAAAAUCUGCGAGGAGAACGUGUUCAAGACAGCCAUGAACUUCCACGCCUAUGGCAGCAUGCUGACACACCCGUUCAACUGGGCAACCCAGGACCUCAUGCCUGCAGAGGACAAAAAGGUGUACCAGGAGAUCGCUCGGGUCUUCGGUUACAAGAAGUUCGGGCCCGCGAUUAAGACCGUGGGCUACACCACCUCCGGGGAGUCCGACGAUUGGAUGUACUCUGCAAGGCAUAUCAUCUCGAUGUCUCCAGAGGUGGGGCCUGAAAGUGGCGGCUUCUGGCCUCCAUCAUCACAGAUCGACGGCAUCGAUACACGCAACUUCGACCGUGCUUUGUACGUGGUCGGCAAGGCUGGGAUGGAGUUGGGCACUGAAUGGGUUCAGCAGCCACUUCCGCCAUCAGGUGCAGACCUUUCUGCUCUUGCAGGAGGCCCUCCACACCAUCUCCUAAAGCUCAGGAUCACCAAUCGCGGCCUGACCGGCAGCCAGGGGAAGGUUCUGCGCGUUGCUGUGCGCGGGGUCGUAUCUGAAGGGGCAGCUGCAGGUGAUGCAAUCGGCCUGCUCGUGUCGAAGGGCGCAGAGGAUCUUGAUGAGACACGCGAAAUGGUGACCGCUGAACACGGGAUCCUCGCCUGGAAGGCCAAUGCUAUUCCAAGCCGAUCCUCCCAAGAGUUUCGCAUGUACAUUGCCAGGUCCAGGGAGCCAGAGGGCCAAAGAAGAUUGCAGACUUGUGUGGCGGAGGCAUCGGGGACCUCAGCUUGUCAGUGCACUGAGCUGGUAGAGAUUCCCGGCUCCACACAGAUCUCCAAGCAGUCGUCUCGACAAGUUUAUGCAUUGCCCGCCGGCAGAGAUGCAUCUGGCGACAGCAUGAGCUUGCUCUGCGCUGCCGCGAGUACUCCCGGUGUGGUUGAUUCAAACUCGAAGCCAGCUUCUCCAGUGGCAGCCAAACCUUCAUCAUCAGCAUUGGCAACGAGGAUGCCGACGACGACAGCUUCGCAGACUUCAGAAAGGCAGUCAGAGCACAACCUCAAUCUGGCGGGCCUGGCAUCUACACCGCUUUCUGUGACUUCGAUGCCUUCACAAGGCAAACCAAGCCUGAUGGAUGAGGACUCAGCCGGGACUUGGAUACUCCUGGCCUUGGGUGCCACUUUAGUGGCCAUGUGCAUCUGCAUGGCUCUGCAGCCCUUCGUCACGCAGCGACGGGUUGCCAAGCGUGCACCAUCUGCCGUCGACUAUGAGCAAAUCCCAAGCUUGCAGGCUCAUCGACCAGACGAGGACCGCUUGAGAUAG